This is a messenger RNA of Girardinichthys multiradiatus, 2981 nucleotides long. It is a transcript of the gene trabd2b, whose product is annotated as TraB domain containing 2B. The transcript has 7 exons. Gene Ontology annotation, molecular function: metalloendopeptidase activity; Wnt-protein binding. Gene Ontology annotation, biological process: negative regulation of Wnt signaling pathway. Gene Ontology annotation, cellular component: organelle membrane. The record is from RefSeq and is a predicted model, not a curated record. NCBI's taxonomy places the organism in Eukaryota, Metazoa, Chordata, Actinopteri, Cyprinodontiformes, Goodeidae. Bases 226 to 1833 code for a protein of 535 amino acids.
GAGCGAAGACACAAGAAAAACUGCAGACAGAAACAAAACAAACUCAGAGGCGGAGUGCAUGAAGAGGUGGGAUGGUGCUCCAGACGAGCUGCACAUGUGAGCCCAGAGGCCACCGGUAGCGCUUCUUUUUAUUCUUAAUUCAAAGCGCAGAGAGUAAGAGGAGAGGACGCAGUUAGAGAGAGAGAAAAAAGUUCUCUGGCACAAGUGUCCUGUCACCUCGGGGAGAUGUUCUUUUCGCCGGUGUUUAGCUGGCUCCUCCUGGGCGGUCUGCUGCAAACAGUGGCACCCUGGGGCGCAGGGCGUACUGGCAGACCAACGCAGUGCGACCCACCAAAGUCGCAAAGCGAGCUGAACUCUUUCCUCUGGAGAGUAAACCGCACACCUCCUCAGCCACCCUCUUACUUGUUUGGUACCAUCCACGUGCCCUACACUCGAGUCUGGGACUACAUCCCCAACAGCUCCAAGCAAGCCUUCCGAAGCAGCAGUAACGUGUUCUUUGAGCUGGAUCUCACAGAUCCUCUGACUAUCUCCAAGCUGACCAGCUGCCAGCUGCUCCCCCAUGGAGAGAACCUGCAGACCCUUCUGCCUCGAGACCUGUACCGUCGCCUCAAGCGCCACCUGGACUAUGUCAAACACAUGAUGCCCUACUGGAUGACGGCAGACCAGAGAGGCCGUGGCCUGUAUGCUGACUAUCUGUUCAAAGCUAUUGCAGGGAACUGGGAGAGGAAGAGGCCUGUGUGGGUGAUGUUGAUGGUUAACUCCCUGACAGAGUGGGACGUCCGGUCCAGAGGGACUCCAGUGUUAGACUUGUUCUUGGCUCAAGAGGCAGAACGAAUGGGGAAGAAGACAGGGGCGGUGGAGCGGGUUGAGGAGCAGUGUCACCCCCUUAAUGGGCUAAACUUCUCUCAGGUAUUGUUUGCAUUGAACCAGACACUGCUGCAGCAUGAGGGUGUCCGAGCAGGCAGCCUGCAAGGAUCUUACACCACGGAAGAUCUCAUCACACAUUACAACUGUGGGGAUCUCAACUCUAUCAUCUUUAACCAUGACACCUCACAGCUGCCUCACUUCAUCAACAGCUCUCUGCCAGCACAUGACCGGAUCACCGCCAUGCAAAUUGACAGCUACUUCCGCCAGGAACUUAUCUACAAACGUAACGAACGAAUGGCUCGACGUGUCUCUGCACUGCUGCAGAGGAAUCCCAACCAGACUUUCUUUUUUGCUUUUGGUGCAGGUCACUUCCUUGGGAACCACAGUGUGCUGGACAUACUCAGGCAUGAGGGCUAUGAAAUUGUCCACCUGCCCUCCGACCAUCAAGAGCAAGUUACAGAGAUUAAACAAGAUCCAGAGCUGCCUGUAGCAGGGUCUGUUGAGGAGCUUUUCGAUACCAGCACACUCACUCCCACCAGCUUGCCAGCCAGUCUGGAGGAAGAGAUCGAAGACCCAGAUGAUGUGCCUGGCCUUGAAGAGGUGGAGCUGCCUCAUAUGCUUCUCCCCGACAGCCUGAAUCAGCUGGAGGAGUUUGGGCGACACAAACGGCCCUACAAAGCUCGCAGUGGCCAUGGGAGGCCCCGACUUUUCAGCGACCUGUGGGUUCGCAUUGGGGAUAGCACACCGCCAUCUAAUGUGAGAAUAAUUAACGGGUAUAUGACAGUGGAGCCUCCGCUGACCCAUCAAGAACAGCGCGGACAGUUGGAGAUCUACUCCACAGAUCGACACGCUGACUCCUCUUCACCCAUGCCACGCAGCCUCAGCUCAGCCCAGUCGGCUCACACAUCCCUCAUCUUGUCUUGUAUUUUAGCCUGGUCUUUUUCACACAUGCUGCUCACCUCCUGACCACAAAACAGAGUUAUCUCACAGACAGACAUUUAAAAUGCUACUACAUCCAUACCAGAGCACAGGAAUGUACCUGAUAAGGGGGAACAAGGGUGGCCAUCAUCAGCACUGCAGACAUGAUGGAGAGAAGUUUCAGCCAGGGCAACGGGUCUUCAGAAGGAACACUCCUGCUGUCAGCCUCCUCCACACAGAGACAUCAUGUCUGGCCUGUUGGAAGUGUUUAGUGGCCCACCAAGUGUCCAAGUAUGAGGAAUAGACUAUUAACAGUGGCAUAAUCAAUAAAUGGGCCAUGGAAGAAGGUCUCCAAGCCUCUUGAAUUAUUAGAAUAACAAACACAUAGAACAGUGAAUUUUUUUAAAGAUUUGGAGUCUUCGACCUAAUGACGUUGUAACAUUGUGUAGAAAAGUUUUACUUUAAAAAUGAGAUCUGAACAUCUUAAUGACAGUUAUAACUGUGAUAAAUGACUUCAUUGCAUACAGUGUUGUGCAUGAGGUGUCACUUGUAAAUUGUGAAUUUGUUCAUAAAGAAAAUUUGUAUUGUAUUUAUUAAUUCUGAAAAAACAGAGUAUAUUUUCUUGCUAGUUGAUAAAUAGAAAAAACAAAUUAAAAAAAACUAAUGAACUAUGCUGUGAGUUCUUCUUUUCAGUGAAUAUACAAAUUGUGGAAGGGAAUUAUAAGAUAAACAAAUAAACCAAUGCCUAUUUCCAAAAUGAAGCCUAAACAAAAAAUAAAUGCCUCCUGAUUAUUUUUUUUGUAUAGAUUUAUGACAUUUCAAAUAUUUUUAAAUGCAAUAUUAUUUACUGAAGAAGGGACUGAGAGCUUUUGCAGGUUUGUAAAGUGGAAAGGGAAGAUUUUGCAACAGGUAGUCUCAAUCUGCCAUCUGCUGGUUAAGUUAAGACAAGCAUUGAAAUUUGAAGCGACUCUUCUCAAAUUUGCCCUUCCCACAAAUACUGCUGUACUAAAUCAGUAAUGGAAAGAGACGUGCUUUCAAAAGGUAAACUGACUUGAAGAAACAGCAGUGUGUUGUCAUGAAAUACAGGAGAAGAUUGUUUUUACCUGCAUUUCAGCUCUGUAUUACUUACUUUCUGUUGCCUAUUGAAAAUGUUUUCAUGACUAAGCUUUGUUUUAAUAAAAAUAAAGCAUACUUGC